AUGGCGCAGUCCGAACGCGAGUGGCCUCUCGACUUCCCAUGCAUCUCGAAGGCCGACUUCCACUAUCAAACUAACAAUGUGCCCAAAGGGGCCAAAGGGAAGGUAGUGGGCAGGAAUGAUGACUGGUUAUUCAUAACAAUGCCAUAUGAGAAGCAGCAGCAAUCUUCAUGGAUACCAUUGAGCUACCUGGAGAUCGGCAAAAACCGAAAAUGUGGAGAUCUUGCCAUGAAAGUCAAUCUGCCAGCGAUACGCCCGUCUCAGCUGACCGUGCCAUUGAACCAACAGAGUCGGCUGCGACGUGCCAUUGAAGCUUUUCUGCUCGAGCUACGUGAGAAUGCAGAAUCGCUCCAUUUCCUCCCUCCCUGGUUCUGUGAGCGACUCAGAAGUCUGGAUCAAUUGCGGACCAUGAUCAACACCAUCAUGCAAGGAAUGCGACCUGCAGUGCUCCAGCUUCUCAAUACUGGCAAUUUCACCAUUGAAAAUCUGCGAGUUGUCCUGGAGCCGGUUGCGCCAAAGGACAAUCGUGGAGGCAUCUACAGCCGGAUAUACUUUGGCUUUCCUAUGAAUGCACAAGGAGUCCGACGUUAG
Messenger RNA from Capronia coronata CBS 617.96, 588 nucleotides. RefSeq lists its product as uncharacterized. The record is from RefSeq and is a predicted model, not a curated record. The coding region runs from base 1 to 588 and encodes 195 amino acids. The transcript has a single exon. Lineage: Eukaryota; Fungi; Ascomycota; Eurotiomycetes; Chaetothyriales; Herpotrichiellaceae.